Clarias gariepinus (North African catfish) is the source of this 4969-nucleotide messenger RNA. RefSeq names its product ADAM metallopeptidase with thrombospondin type 1 motif, 12 (gene adamts12). The record is from RefSeq and is a predicted model, not a curated record. The transcript is spliced from 24 exons. Gene Ontology annotation, biological process: proteolysis; extracellular matrix organization. Gene Ontology annotation, cellular component: extracellular matrix. NCBI's taxonomy places the organism in Eukaryota, Metazoa, Chordata, Actinopteri, Siluriformes, Clariidae. The coding region runs from base 74 to 4375 and encodes 1433 amino acids. Gene Ontology annotation, molecular function: metalloendopeptidase activity.
AUCUCUCCGCCCCUAAUCUUUAGCUCCAGCUGAACCCUGCAGAAGUUCUCCAGCUCCUCAGCUCUUCCUCAUCAUGUCUCUCCAGCUGGGUGAAGCUCUCCUCCUCCUCCUCCUCCUCCUUCUCCACAGCUCCAUGGCAGACUUCUACUUUCCUGAUGCACAGCAAGAACACUCCAUCAGAUCCCACAGCGACUUCUCCGUCGUUCAUCCUGAGAAAGUGGACGGAGACGGUCGAUUCAUCUCUCACGUGCUCUCGCAUCAGUUCACGAGCAGACGCCGCCGCCGGCGUGAGGUGGACGCACGUGACAGCACGCGUGUGUACUACAAGCUGAAGUUCAGAGGACGAGAUUUGACCCUCAACCUCACGCUCAACGACAACCUGCUGUCCCAGGGGUACGUGUUAGAGCGGAGGAACUCGAGCAGAGACGACCGUGAGGAUGUUCACAGGGAAAACCAGUGUCACCUCAUCGGCACGGUGACGGACGGGGACGUGGAGGGAGCGGCGGCGCUGAGCAGCUGUCACGGCCUGACAGGCAUGCUCUCUCUCCCUAGCGGAGUGUUCCUGAUUGAACCUGUGCGAGGUCACACACCUACACUCACACACCCCCAGCAGCCGCAUGUGGUUUACCGUAACUCCGCUUGGCUGAGCGCCAGACCUCGUCGCAGCACACACACACGGGGUGACGGCCACGCCCCCUGCGGGGUCACAGACACUCCAGAGUGCUCUCAGCAGAUAGAGGACCUAAGAGAGCUUUGGGAAGGAGAGCGGCGAGGCCCGGGCCGAGUGCUGAGUCGGCGAUCAGUGAGUAUGGAGCGCUGGGUGGAGACGAUGGUGGUGGCCGACUCCAAGAUGCUGCAGUACCACGGAAACAACAACGUGGAGAGCUACAUCUUCACCGUCAUGAACAUGGUGGCAGGUAUUUACCAUGACGCCAGUAUCGGCAAUGCCAUCCACAUCGUUCUUGUGAGACUCAUCUUGUUGCAGUCAGAGGAGAAAGGUCUGAAGAUCGUCCAUCACGCAGACUCCACUCUGACCAGUUUCUGUAGCUGGCAGGAGAACCUGAACCCUCAGAGCGACACACAUCCCGCACACCAUGAUGUCGCUGUGCUCAUAACAAGGAAGGACAUCUGUGCAGGUAGGAAUCAGCCGUGUGAGACACUUGGACUCUCUCACCUGUCUGGAAUGUGCCAACCUCAUCGCUCCUGCAACAUCAACGAGGACUCAGGACUUCCCGUAGCCUUCACCAUCGCACAUGAGCUCGGACACAGUUUUGGAAUUCAGCAUGAUGGUCAGGGGAAUGACUGUGAGCUGGUGGGUCGCGCCCCCUACAUCAUGUCUCGCCAGCUGCAGUACGACUCAUCACCUCUUACCUGGUCCACCUGCAGCAAGCAGUACAUCACACAUUUCCUUGAUCGUGGUUGGGGUUUUUGUCUGGACGACCGUCCCUCUAAGAAGGACAUGACGACAGCGCUCCUUGCCCCGGGGGUGAAGUACACUCGGCAGCACCAGUGUCAGAUGCAGUACGGUCCGAACGCCACUCUCUGCCACGAGACCGAUGAUGUCUGCCAGAUUCUGUGGUGCUCAGUGAACGGGUCCUGUCGCUCCAAACUGGACUCGCCCAUAGACGGGACCAGGUGUGGCCCAGGCAAGUGGUGCAUCUCAGGCGAGUGUGUGGUGGUGGGGAAGUUACCUGAGACGGUGAAUGGUGGGUGGGGCCAGUGGAGCACAUGGUCUCACUGCUCGCGCACCUGCGGCUCCGGUGUCCAAUCAGCAGACAGAGAGUGUGACAAACCCAAGCCGGCGUUCGGAGGGAAGUACUGUACAGGUGAGCGGAAGCGCUACAGGAUCUGUAACACCGCGCCGUGCGUUAAGAAGAAGCCGUCGUUUCGAGACAUGCAGUGCAGCGAGUUUGAUACGGUCCCGUACCACAACCAGCUGUACCAGUGGAUCCCCAUCACCUCACACUCCCACCCGUGUGAGCUGCACUGCAGGCCUGUGAAUGAGGAGUUUACCGAGCGGAUGCUGGACGCAGUGACUGACGGGACUCCGUGUUUCUCCAACAGCAGCAGGAGCGUCUGCAUCAAUGGUGUGUGCAAGGAGGUGGGCUGUGAUUAUGCGAUAAACUCCAGGGCAGUGGAGGAUCGGUGUGGUGUGUGUCUGGGUGACGGCUCCAGCUGUGAGACACUGAGUGGCAUGUACACUCAGAGAGAUGGAUACGGCUACACAGACAUGGUUCUGAUCCCAGAGGGAGCGAGGAACAUAGUGAUAGCGGAAGUGGGGGAGGCGGCCAACUUCCUGGUGAUGCGUGCGGCGGACUCUGAUAAAUAUUACCUUAACGGGAAUUACAUCAUCCAGUGGAACGGUGAGUACCAGGUGGGCGGAGUCAAGUUCUACUACGAGCGCAGCGGCAACCUGGAGAACCUCACGUCACCUGGACCUACGACAGAACCCGUUAUAGUGCAGCUGCUGUUCCAGGAGACGAACCCCGGCGUGCGGUACGAGUUCACCCUGAAGAAGAACAGCUCAGAGGAAAAUGAUGUGCUGGAGUCUCAGUACCGCUGGAAAUACGGGGCCUGGACAGACUGCAGCGCCACCUGUGGACAGGGUGAGCAGCAGCAGCCUGUGCGGUGUUUCAGAUCAGGUGUUGGAGUGGUGGAGGAGGAGCUGUGUGACCCCAACACUCGACCCGAGGACAGACAUCGCCACUGUAAGAACAUGGACUGUCCUGCCAGGUGGUGGGUCGGCGGAUGGCAGUCAUGUUCGGCCACCUGCGGUUCAGAUGGAAUAAGGAAGCGCACAGUUCUGUGUGUUAGAACCGUGUCUGGAGAGGAGAGAGUGCUGCACCCCGGCGACUGCAGGAAACUCCCCAAACCCAAAGCAGCUGUGACCUGCAACAGGAACGUGACCUGUGGCUCGGCCUGGGCUGUGGGGAACUGGAGCGAGUGUUCUCUGUCCUGCGGUGGCGGUGUGAAAUCCCGUAGCGUCAGUUGUGUAACAGAACCCCAAAUCCACUGCGACCCCGUGACCCGGCCUCGAUCCACAACCUUCUGUAACCUCCAGAGCUGUUUCAAGACUCGACCGCGACCUCCGACCCCGACUCGGACUCCCGAUAACAUCACGUCUAAUCCCACACCCACACCGCACACGCCGACUCCGCGUGUGUUACACGAAGACGAUCAGGAUUUCAUCUUGGUGACUAACAGCAGUGUGAAAGACGACACCAGGGACGAGGACGAGGACGAGGAGGGCAGCACGGACCUGCAGCAGCCCCCGGACGGACCCGCGUACACACCGGGCUACGACUACAUCAUGGAGGACGACAGAGAGGACACGCGCACUGUUCACACACCUCUCAGCACUAUACACACACCUCAGACUACAGUACAGCCACACGACAUGGCAACUACACACACACACAUUACUACAACACAACCAGCCAGGACAAGAAUGAUUACACACACACCUGCCCGAGUGACCACUAAAGCACCCACACACACACUCACACACAGCAGGACCUCCAAGCAGAGCAUCCUGAAAAUAAGGCCGAGAUCACACAACCCCAAGGUCGUCAGUAAGAAGAGCAAACACACACCCAGAAGCCCCAGCAGGUCCAAAGGGGGCAGCAAGAAUACAGGGGCAUUCUGGGUCGUGGGCAACUGGAGUGAGUGUUCGACCUCCUGUGGUCUGGGAGCAGUGUGGAGGUCAGUGGUGUGUAGUUCUGGUCGGGAUCCUGACUGCAGCAGCACCGCCAAACCCGAACCUGCACAACACUGUAACCUUCAACCCUGUGCUGUGUGGAGAAAGUGCACUGAGGGGUGUGUCAGUGGGAUGAAGUACAGGGAUGUGCAGUGUGUGGACUCUAAGAGUGGACGAGUGUUGAGACCCUUUCAUUGCUCAGACCAACCGUUGCCACCACCUCCUAUACUGGAGUGGAAACACACACACUGGGGACAGUGCUCUCAGAGCUGUGGAGGUGGAGUGAUGGAGCGCUCAGUGUUUUGCCCGGAGCCUGAACGCUGUGAUGAGAGUCUCAGACCCAAAAACUCCGCCCCCUGUAACCUCCAGCCGUGUGUGGCGUGGGUCACUGGACCCUGGCAGCAGUGUUCAAAGAGCUGUGGUGGAGGUGUACAGAAGCGAGUGAUCAGGUGUGUGAGUGAGGGAUCAGGAGAGGAGGUGAAGAGCUCGCUGUGUCUGAAAGGUGACAAACCCGAGAGUUCACGCAGGUGUGCAGAGGAGGAGUGCAGACCUGAGAGAGGUAUGCCGGUGUGUAAGAGAGACAGCAUGUCCGCUCGGUUCUGCGCCACACUGAAGCUGCUCGGUCGCUGCAUCCUGAACUCCAUACGCAAGCAGUGCUGCCUCACCUGUCUGAUGUAACAUCACUGAGGUCACAGAGGUCAAAGUGCAGAGGUCACGCUGGAUCAUUCAAGGAUUCAAGGAUUCUUUAUUGUCAUACCAGCACACUUCCAUGUUAUGGUACAAACCAUCAUCAUCAUCACCCAGACUGGACCAGGAGCUCACAUACUCUCACACACAUACACACACACACACACACACACAUCAUCUAGUUUUCAGAGUGACAGACGUCUGAUGGAACUGGUGUGAAAUGCAGUAAAUGAUAAUCAGGUUUAAUAAGGAGCGCUCUACAGGAGACACGUGGGUUAGAUCACUCCUCCCGUGUAGAGGAGGCGCUGAGCCAGCACGAACACAAACCUCAUGAGACUGAAGAUAAACAGUGUGUGUGUGUCUGACUGUAAUCACGUACUGUGUGUUUACACAAACAAACUGUUCUUCAGUCCAGGUGCUUUAAAAACCAAAACCUUCUCUGGUGCUUUUGACCAAAACACACUGACAUGAGACUUAUUUUAAAUUAAUAUGUUGUGUUUCAUUAUCGCUGCAAUAAUCUGCUCAUUUCUACAAAGUACAUGAAUGUGUGUGUAUGUGUGUGUGUGUGCGUGUGUGCGUGCGUGC